Molecule: messenger RNA, 2335 nt
Organism: Pectinophora gossypiella (pink bollworm)
Lineage: Eukaryota; Metazoa; Arthropoda; Insecta; Lepidoptera; Gelechiidae
Gene: rasp
Product: protein-cysteine N-palmitoyltransferase Rasp
Exons: 4
Coding region: 695-2284 (529 amino acids)
Biological process (GO): protein palmitoylation
Cellular component (GO): endoplasmic reticulum
Molecular function (GO): palmitoyltransferase activity
Source: RefSeq, a predicted model, not a curated record
AGUACGGUUUUAUAUUGCAUGAAUGUGUAGGAUGACCCGUUUAAAAGUCAGUUUUACAUUUAUUUUCAUGAUUUUCCUUAUACGCCUUACUACGCGAUUCAUUGGGUUCGUUCGAAGCGGCAGUGUAAUAGGUAUAUCGGGUGGGCUGGGCCACGAUAUCGGUAUAUAUUUUAUACCCAUGCCUGACGCUUCGCGGUUGAUUAAUGGCGUAAUAUAUAAGGUAUUAUGGUAAAUCGUCAGAGAGCAGUGCCUAGUGACAUUAACGCAUCGGUACCGACGGAUUGGGUAAUGUAAUAAGGCCUAUAGACGUAGCGCGAAACCGGAUAGUUCGGCCGAAUAUUAGAUUUGGUAAUAGUCAAACCGAAUAAUAUUCGGUUAAAUCAGUAUUCUACGCAUCUCCAGUAAAAAAUAUAUAAUAUAAUAUUGGUUUGCUUUUUGUGUAGUCAUUAUUAUAAUAUUAACAAAAGGAAAAAAAAAAAUAGUAUUUUCGAAGGCCGGUAUAACCGGUUUUUACGCCAUUUGCGGUAUUUUACGAUUUUUAUUCAGCGUUUGAGACUUGUGACAGCUUUCAGACAAUCAUUCGUUCACUGUUUGUUUGUCAGCUGUUUGUCCGCCCGGUUCUAUUUAAAACUUCCGAAAAUGUGUUAAAAAUUCUUGUUCAUUUAAAAUAAAAUAGAAAAUAUAACAUAAAAAUAUGAAAAGCAAUUUAAGUUCCUUUGAACUGUCUGUUUGUGUUUUUCUGUGGACAUUUGCAAAUUUGUAUACUUUGGUUAAAUUAUAUCAGUCACAAACAGAAAUAUUAGAAAACAAUCCUGAUGCGGCGAGUCAAUUGAGUGAUUUGGAGCCAGGUUGGAGUUUUCUGUCAAGACUAAAGGAUGUCUCAGACAUUGAAUGGACCAGUUGGAAAUAUUUUAUUAAAAUAUCCUGGUUUUAUCUAAUAGUCCAGUCCAUAAUAACAGAAAUUAUACGCAGGAAGCAAGUAUGCCAGUUAAAAUACUGGUAUAUAAUAUCCAGCAUGAUAUUUGUAGUCAUAUACUUGGGAUACAAGCAAUUGCUUCUAAUAAUGGUCCAGCCUGUGUUAUAUGCAACAGUCAUAUUUUUGGGUGGUAAAAACAGUGAUAUUUGGAUUACAAGCUCUUUGUUGCUUUUGAGUUACAACUCAAUUAAAUACAGAACAUUUUUUUGGUAUUUUCUGGAAUAUGAAAAUUUAUAUGAUGAGGAAGUAUAUCUGAUUUUAUUCUGCAUUCCAUGGGUGGAAUUAAGAUGUAUAAGCUUUUGUCUCGAUUAUGUAGAAAAAUCAAAAGACUCUUCUAAAAAAAAUAGUAAAAUUGAGACCUUAAUUGACCUCACAAGUUAUGUUUUAUAUGUUCCACUACUAUACACUGGACCUGUGAUAUUAUAUGAAGAUUUCAUGAAGAGUUUUUCUUUUCCCAAUCAAGAAGCAUCAGUCAAAUUAAAGCAUUUUAUUUUGGACAUGUUUUUAUUUCUAUUUUACACAUUUGUAAUGGAUGCUUCAUUGCAUUAUAUUUACUUUUAUGCAAUGCACAGUGAUAUGGAGCUAGUCAGAAUGUUUCCGACUCUGGCCCUAUGCGGUGGUGGCUUGUGGAUGGGUUUACAGUUCCAUAUGAAGUAUGUGAUAGCAUAUGGCACCACAGCUGCUUUUGCAAGACUUGACAACAUGGAAAUGCCCCCAACACCUAGAUGUAUAGCCAGAAUACAUGUUUACUCACAAAUGUGGAGAUAUUUUGAUGUUGGCCUUUAUAGAUUUUUAGUUAAGUACAUUUACAAACCCAGUUUUGAAGCACUAUCUGAAUGGUUCACAUUACCUCAGAUUAUCAUCAAAUUAAUUGCAUCUUUUGCCACAUUUGUAUUCAUAUUUAUGUGGCAUGGAACUAUAAUGCGUGUAUUUGUGUGGUCUGUAUUGAACUAUUUGGGUAUUACUUUAGAAUAUUUUAGUAAAGCCAUAUCUACGACUGAACAGUAUAAGUGGUUUAAAAAGAACAUUUUAAGGACAGAGGCAAUGGAAACACGGUUCACAGCAAUGCUCUGUGUACCUCUCUUACACCUUUCUGCUAUAUCAAACUUCUAUUUAUUUGCUGGCAGAAAAAUAGGUAAUUACUAUUUUCAGUAUUUCCUACCUUUUGUUCUGAACUUCAAUUCUGUUGUAAUAUUUAUAUCACUAUACUGUUGUUGCAUAGUAUCCAUGGCUCUGCAAGAUGUUCCAUCAAGAACAGAUAAAAAGUUGCAUGUCAAAGUUAAUAAGUCUGAAAUGAAAUGUGAAUGAACUUAUAACAUUUGACUGAUUAAAACAUAAGACACAGUAUUUAAUAAAAUA